Messenger RNA from Penicillium soppii, 2628 nucleotides. RefSeq lists its product as uncharacterized. The record is from RefSeq and is a predicted model, not a curated record. Gene Ontology annotation, cellular component: microtubule; cytoplasm; membrane. Gene Ontology annotation, molecular function: GTPase activity; GTP binding; microtubule binding. The transcript has 3 exons. Bases 1 to 2628 code for a protein of 875 amino acids. Lineage: Eukaryota; Fungi; Ascomycota; Eurotiomycetes; Eurotiales; Aspergillaceae.
AUGGCUGGUUCGACCGAGGUAGAGGAUAUCGCCCUCCUUCAACUGCAGACAGAGCAAGGCCCUCUUCUUGACAAGAUUGACGAACUUCGUACGAUUGGAGUUGGUGGACUUGUCGAGUUGCCGCAGCUCAUCGUCUGUGGAAACCAAUCCAGCGGUAAAAGCUCUGUUCUUGAGGCUAUUUCUCGAGUGCGUUUCCCAGUGAAGAGUAAUGUUUGCACUCGAUUCCCGACGGAGGUCAUUCUCCGUCGUCAUCCAGCGCCCCGGUUCAAAGUGUCUAUCGAGCCUGGGUCAUCUCGGACGACCAAAGAAAGUCGUCAGACGAUCGAAGCAUUCGCACCAGCCGAGGUCACCAACGGUAACCAGUUGGAGUCCCUGAUUGAGAAAGCCAAGGAGUGUAUGGGAAUUACUGGCGAGGGAUUUAGCGACGACGUUCUCAAAGUCGAGAUAUCGGGACCUGACAAACCAGAAUUGACACUUGUCGAUCUGCCUGGCCUCUAUACAUCCCACAGCACAUCUCAGGAUGAGCAGGGGAUUAGGAUUGUCCAUGAUAUUACCAAACGCUACAUGGCAAACAAGCGCAGCAUCAUUCUGGCUGUAGUUUCGGCAAAGAACGACUACCACAACCAAACAGUGUUGAAUAUGGCAGAGGAAUUCGAUCGAUCGCGAGCGCGCACUAUCGGAAUAAUCACGCAGCCUGACACGCUUGAAGCUCACUCAGAUGAAGAAACGUCUUGGUUGCGGAUUCUUAAGAAUGAGAAAGUCCCUUUAAAGCUCGGGUGGCAUGCAUUGCGAAAUAGAUCCUUUGAAACUCGGAAAGUAUCGGACGACGAAAGAGAUAGCAAAGAGAAGGAAUUCUUUGCCGCAGGAAAUUGGGGCUUGAACGUGGCAGAUUGUAUGGGAAUCGAUAAUUUGCGGCGUCGACUGAGCAAUGUUUUGCUGAAGCACAUUCAACGCAACCUCCCAGAUCUCCUCGCUGAUAUCAAUGAGAAAGUGCUGGAUCGACAAUCGAGGCUGGCCAAAUUGGGUCCGCCUCGAGGCACUCUCCAGCAACAGAAGGGAUUCCUGCUCGAUAUCAGCAGUAAAUUCGAGCGCAUCACCGCUCAAGCAUUGAAUGGCAUGUACACAGAUGAGUUCUUUGGCGAUUUAGAUAAUGGAACAAAGCCGCCUCUCUAUCAAGAUCUUCGGCGUCUUCGUGCCACUAUCCGUGCACUGAACGAAUACUUUGCCGAUGCCAUGGAUAAUGUCGGGUGCCAUCAAUACAUCCGCGAGCUCAAUGGUGAAAGAUAUCCGCUGUCCAUGUUUGGAAACCCCUACACAAAUAUCAAAUCACCGAAAUACAUAACCAGGUCCGAAAUCGAAAGUGACGUCAGCGUACAAGCACGUCAAAAUCGAGGAAUUGAGCUUCCAGGAAGCGCCAAUCAACUUUUGGUGGGAAAGCUGUUUCGAGAACAAUCCAAGCCAUGGGAAGAACUUGCUCGAGAGCACUUGAUAAAGUCUUGGGAUUCUGCCAGAGAUUUCAUCAGCCUCCUCUUGCAAUAUCUCGCCAAUGACCACACCUACUCCCUCUUGCUGGGUAAUGUUCUUGAUCCAGAGCUGGAGAAAAUGAAGGAUCGUCUACUGGCAAAGCUAGAUGAGUUGACCGCAUAUAAUAAGCGAGGCCAUCCAUUGCCUUUAGGCAAAGGCUUUCUUGCGAAAAUCCAGAAAGCCAGGAGUGAUCGCCAAAUCGACAGACUGCAACAGACUUUGCAAUCAGGAUCUCGUUCCGGAGAUGAUUCUAUUACUAUUGAGCGGCUUCGGCAAGCCAGUCAUGAGCUGGAAUCGACAAGCAAUCAGUUCGCAGCAGCAGAUAUUGUCGAUCAGAUGCAAGCAUAUUAUGAUACUGCUAUUAUCACUUUCAUUGAUAAUGUUGCCACGCUUGGAAUUGAAAAUUGUCUACUUGAUCCUCUCAGCAGCAUUCUUACAAGCCAGACAAUCAACAAUUUGGAGGAUAAACAGGUUCAGGACCUUGCAGCCGAGCCAUCCUCUAUCUUGGAUGAGCGAGAACGCCUGAUUCGAGAGUUGGAGAAGCUGCAAGCCGGCUCGCGGACAUUGAGCAAAUUUAAUAUCCGGAAGGUCGUCGCGCAACCCGCUCUUGUCAACUCGAUCACUCAGACCAAGUCGACCCGCGAAGCCACCAGUGCGAGUGCACCAAGCUCAGCGCUUGCUUCUCAAGCUGCCCUUCCUGGGUCGCACCUCAAUUUGUUUGGACAAGGGGCGCCGUUAACUCCAUCCCCCGUGGUGGGAUUCACCGCGAACACAAGUACUGGCAACAUGGGCCUCUUUGGUACUCCAAAGAGCUUGCAACCCGUGAAUGGUAGGGCUCAUAACCUGGAUGCCAAGCGUCGUAGCCCAUUUGGCUCCAGCGGGUCCGGGGUUAAAGGCGAAGCUUCUUCUAAUACAUCAUCACUAUUUGGUCCGGCCAGAACUCCCAACUUGAGUACUGCCACAAAUGGGUCUUCAAUUGGUGAUUCAGGCAAGCCGUCUUCAAAUCAGCCAAACCCUUUCUCGUUUCUGACUUCUGGGAACCCUCAACGCAAAGGUGAGAAUACGGUGCCGGUCACUCAACCGAGCAACAGUUCUCAACGGUAG